AUGAGUGCCAAUGAUCGGAAAGUGAUCACGGAUCGUCAUGGCAAGAGGGUCUUCUUCUACGCCAAGUGUCCCAACAAUCACCCGGGGAAAGACUGCAAUGGAAAUUUGGUGAAAUGCAAAUAUUGUGGCAAGCUGGGACACCGAGAGUACGAGUGCUUUUCGAAACACGGACAUCCAACUCAACAACAUGGUGGUCAACAAAACUCCAAGCUAGAAAAUUUCAGAAACAACAAGAACGGAAAUGAUCACAGUGGUAGGAAUCAAAGCCAUCAGAGGAAUUGGAAUGGAAACCGCCCUACUCAAAGUAGCUUCAAGUCAGGAGGGUUUAAUGGGAACAACACCGGGACUGGCAAUGUAGGAGCUAGUACGGCUGUAGCUCAUUUAACUACUGGAAGGUUGACCACUAUCAAUAGCAAGAAAGCAGAGUCGGCGAGAGAUGUGGUGACAGGUACGUUCCAUGUGAACUCUGUACCUCUUAAAGUAUUGUUUGAUACUGGAGCAUCUGAUUCUUUUGUAUACACAUCAAAGAUCAAGAGGGAAAGUCGUUUUCCUAGUGACUUUUAUGAGCUUGACAUGGAUGACUUAGACAUCAUUCUCGGGAUGGAUUGGUUAGGCCAUUUCAAGGCAGAGAUUGAGUGCGAUAACAAAAAGAUAGAAGACAAGGUUGUGACCCCUGAGUCUAUUCCUGUCGUAAAUGAGUUUAUAGAUGUCUUUCCAGAUGAAAUACCUGGAAUGCCACCUACUCGAGACUUUGAGUUUACCAUAGACUUAAUACCGGGGGCGGGGCCCAUAUCUAAUGCACCUUACAGGAUAGCACUAGCAGAGAUGGAAGAAUUGAGAAAACAAGUAGAAGAGUUGUUGGAGAAGGGGUACAUAGAUUACCGUGAGUUGAACAAGGUUACUGUAAAGAAUAAAUACCCUCUACCGAGAAUUAGUGACUUGUUUGACCAACUUAAGGGAGCUGGAAUGUUUUCCAAGAUUGACCUGAGAACCGGCUAUCAUCAAUUGCGAAUUGCGGAGAGAGAUAUACCAAAGACGACCUUUUGGACUCGCUACGGGUACUUUGAAUUCACAGUCAUGCCAUUUGGAUUGACAAAUGCACCAGCAGCUUUCAUGUGUCUGAUGAAUCGGUUUCUAAGUCUUGAGUUUUGGCUCGAGAAAGUAUCAUUCCUGGGGCAUUUUGUAUCUAAAGAGGGAGUUACUGUGGAUCCAUCUAAGAUUAAGGCAGUGAGGGAUUGGCCUACACCGAAAAAUGGGAUCGAGAUUCGAAGUUUUCUAGGUUUGACUGGUUAUUAUAGAAGAUUUGUGAAGGAAUUUUCAAAGAUUGUCCGAUCUAUCACCAAUUUGAUGAAGAAAGACAAGAAAUUUGAAUGGACUGAGGAGUGUGAGGAAGCAUUCCAAACAUUUAAGGAGAGAUUGACUACUGCACCUGUUUUAACCCUUCCAGACAGCACAUCUGAAUAUCUUGUGUAUAGCGAUGCCUCGAAAAAUAGGUUAGGGUGUGUAAUAGUCCGGUGGGAUGACAUCUCCAUGGUCUUUGUUUUGGGUUUACCAAGGACUAGGUCGGGAAAUGAUACCUUAUGGGUGAUCGUGGAUAGACUCACCAAGAGUGCAAAGUUCAUCCCGAUGAAUAAUCAAUGGGAUAUAGAUCAGUUGGCUUGA
Messenger RNA from Amaranthus tricolor (Joseph's coat), 1662 nucleotides. RefSeq lists its product as uncharacterized. The coding region runs from base 1 to 1662 and encodes 553 amino acids. Gene Ontology annotation, molecular function: zinc ion binding; nucleic acid binding. The record is from RefSeq and is a predicted model, not a curated record. Lineage: Eukaryota; Viridiplantae; Streptophyta; Magnoliopsida; Caryophyllales; Amaranthaceae. The transcript has 6 exons.